AACUGAACUGGGCUUCAGCUCAGUUUGAUCCAGAGGAUGCGUUUGUUUUGAUGAGCUGCACAGAAGCUGAACUCUUACAUCGCGUCGCGUGUAUUCAUGCAUCCAUUGCUCUGCCCGCUCAGACUAAACCAAUCGACUGCCUACAUUGUUUAUCUUCGUUGAGUCUGAAGCGACAGAGAGGUGUUUCCUUUCCCGGAAAGAGUGUCCUGUAGAGAGCUCCAACAUCCUCAGCCCAGUGUCAGGCCUCUCUGAGUCUGUCUGUGAGUCUGACCUGCUUUCUACUGUCCAGCAAAGUCCAGGCCUGCAGUGAGCCAGAAUGAAGAGUCCACCAUGGCCCAAAGGAAAGAAACUGGUCCACCUGGAUUUGAAAGGCGCCCCCCCGAGAGUGGAAUACCUGCACAAACUGAUCGAGCUGUUCUCUCAGCUGGGAGUGGACGGCCUGCUGCUGGAGUACGAGGACAUGUUUCCUUAUGAGGGGGAGCUGAGGCUGCUGCAGGCCACAGCACAGCCUGCGUACAGCCGAGAGGAAGUGCUAUCUGUGCAGGAAUUAGCCAGGUCUAAGGGCAUGGAGGUGAUCCCACUGGUGCAGACGUUCGGUCACAUGGAGUUUGUGUUAAAGCAUCGGGCCAUGUCGGGCCUCAGAGAGAUGGCACACUGCGUGGGCACCCUGAAUCCACACAGAGAGGAGGGGGUGAGGCUGGUGAUGGAGAUGCUGAGGCAGGUGGUGGAGCUGCACCCAGGUCUGAACACACUGCACAUCGGAGCGGAUGAGGUGUACAUGCUGGGAGAGGGCGAGGAGUCAAAGCUAUGGUUGGCGGCACCUGGACGCACAGUGGAGCAGCUUUUCCUGAGUCACGUGACUAAGGUCGCCAGGGCCAUCAAGGAGGCGUGGCCUCACAUGACCAUCGUAAUGUGGGAUGACAUGAUGAGAAGCAUGAGCCCCGACACGCUGAAAGCGAGCGGUUUAGUGGGCCUCGUCCAGCCCAUGUUGUGGGACUACACCCCUAAUCUGACCGUGGACAAGACUGUGUCUCUGCUGGAGAAGUACCACAGCGCCGGCAUGUCAGAGCUGUGGGCGGCCAGCUCCUUCAAAGGCUCCACCAGUGUUUACACCUGUGUGCCCAGCACGCAGAGACACGUGGAGAACCAUCUGCAGUGGCUGAAGGUGGCUGCUUCGUUAUCUGCAGGGAUACACCUGAAGGGCAUCGCCAUCACAGGCUGGCAAAGGUAUGACCACCUGUCAGUGCUGUGUGAGCUGAUACCUGUGGCUCUCCCAUCACUCGCAGCCUGUCUGCAGACACUCCUCCACGGUCAGUUCAGUGCUGAGGUCCAAAGCAAAGUGGCCGAGAAGCUGGGUGUUUCCUCAGUGGAAGUGGAGGUCAUGGAGAGGAUAUCUGCAGCCGACCCGCGCUUCCCAGGAAGGAGGCUGGCUGAGGUAAUCGUGGAGCUCAACGCGGUGCUGAACACAGACGACAUCCGAUUUUUUGAAAACAACAUGUUUGUGAGAGGAUGGUUCAGCCCCUACCAGCGACAGAGGAGGACGGUCACUCCACUCAUCACCAUGCAGAUCCACAGCCAAGCAUCAGAAUACUUGACUAUACUGCAACAGAAGGUGGAGGCAGUGAGAGAGGAGAUGGUGCAGCUUUACCCAGAUUCAACAGUCCAAGAGUGGAUAGAGGAGCAUGUUAUCCCUGUCAUGGCUCCUCUACAGAGGAUAACAGAGGACAUCACAGCCUGUGUGAAGGAGAUGGUGCCAUAGAAUAAUCUGACAGCUCAGUAUCAAACUGCUGAUACUGGUCUCUUCAUUUUUUCUUAAACAUGGAAAUUAACUGAUUUAUGUUUGAACCUGUGCUUAGCCAAACUGCUGGUUGUAAACUGUACUAACAACAAUAAUAAUAAUAAU
This is a messenger RNA of Lates calcarifer (barramundi perch), 1903 nucleotides long. It is a transcript of the gene hexdc, whose product is annotated as hexosaminidase (glycosyl hydrolase family 20, catalytic domain) containing. Gene Ontology annotation, biological process: carbohydrate metabolic process. The transcript has 12 exons. The record is from RefSeq and is a predicted model, not a curated record. Lineage: Eukaryota; Metazoa; Chordata; Actinopteri; Centropomidae. Bases 317 to 1759 code for a protein of 480 amino acids. Gene Ontology annotation, molecular function: hexosaminidase activity.